Molecule: messenger RNA, 2256 nt
Organism: Exophiala mesophila
Lineage: Eukaryota; Fungi; Ascomycota; Eurotiomycetes; Chaetothyriales; Herpotrichiellaceae
Exons: 2
Coding region: 107-2044 (645 amino acids)
Biological process (GO): protein modification by small protein removal
Molecular function (GO): peptidase activity
Source: RefSeq, a predicted model, not a curated record
CUUGACUUUCUGCCACCCCUCUGACAACUUGUUCCUGUCUAAUAACAAUAGAGAUACAUUAGAGCGGACUGUACUUUUGGUGGAUGUCCACCACCACUCACUUAUCAUGGACGUCCAACUCUACGUUUAUGACUUAUCUCAGGGCAUGGCCCGACAAUUCUCUCAAGCACUGACUGGAGUUCAAAUCGACGCCAUCUAUCACACUUCGAUAGUGUAUAACAAUGUCGAAUAUUUCUUUGGCCAAGGCAUCCACCGCAAGAUCCCCGGCUCAACCCAUCAUGGCUCACCCAUGAAAAUCAUCAGCAUGGGGUCAACUCAAUUACCGCCAGAUGUUAUUGACGAAUAUGUCGCUUCUCUGGAAUCCAUCUACACUCCGGAGUCGUACGAUCUCUUUGUCCAUAACUGCAACAACUUCAGCCAGGAUCUGGCCAUGUUUCUCACGGGCAAGAGCAUCCCUGAGGAGAUUUCCAGUCUACCAGAGACCUUUCUUAGGACCCCUAUGGGCCAAAUGUUGAGAGGCCAGAUAGACCAGUCAAUGAGAUCUAUGACGCAGGCCCCCGAUGCCGUGUCAGGGAGGGAUGCUGUCAGGAAGCCUCCGUCGACUUCACCUGCACCAACCAACGGAUAUCCUAAACCUUCAACAUCCUCCACCACGUCUCUUAAAGCCUCGUCUUCCUCGGCCAUUAUCAACAGCCAACCAAAGCCCACCACACAUGGACGUGUGUACAAUAUCACCACACCUUCCGAACUCGAUACUCUCCUCGCCACUGCUCGCGACUCUUGCGCUGUCAUCUUCUUCACCUCAGCGACCUGUCCACCGUGUAAGAUUGCAUAUCCAACAUACGACGAACUUGCUGGUGAAGCGGGUGAACUCCCCUCGGCACGUUUAAUCAAGAUCGAUAUCUCGGCCUCCCACGCCGCUCAAUCUGUUGCCCAACGAUAUCAAAUCCGAGCCACACCAACAUUUGUGACGUUUCUCAAAGGCAAAAAACAAGAUGAGUGGUCUGGUGCUAAUCCAUCACAACUACGCGGAAAUGUUCGAUUAUUAUUCGAAAUGGCGAAGCCGCCACAACAUCAGCAUGCCAAAUUGAAACUUCCUUCAUUCCAGCGCUUCAUCGAGCGACCAAUGCUAUAUACACGCACCCCACCGUUGGAGAAGCUACUGGCCAAGACUGGCGCGGAAUUCUCUUCCCAUCCUUCAGUGCAGGAAAUAGUGGCUCACAUCAAAGCUCGUGAUGCAAAGGGGUCGAAUGAGGCACCAUUGCCGAACCUCCAUCAAUUUAGUCAUUACCUUGCAUCGAGCUUCGCGUCAUUACCUGCAGACUCGCAUUUUGCAGUCGUUGAUCUCGUACGUGUCGCCGCCUUGGAUCCUCGCGUCUCGAGUUUCCUCAUCACGGACGAAAGACAAACGAUUUUGAAUACAUUGUUUCCCAAGUUCGAUCAGCAGGAUGGAAACUUCACAGAUGCCAAGUUCAACAUCCAAUCUGUCACGAUACAGCUGGCAUGCAACCUCUUCAGCUCGAUUGUAUUCCAGGAGCAAAUGUAUCGAUCUCACAGCGCUAACGGGGCCAUCUCUGGUGCAAGUCAACUCCGAGAGACAAUUGAGACUUUGGCUGCACAAUGUCUUCUUUCGCCUCAUGCGAACGCAAGGUCUAUGGCGGCUGCUCUCGUGUACAAUCUCGGAGCUUAUUCACAUAAUCAAAAAGUCAACCCUUCUCAAAGUCAGGGUGAUGACCCUGAGUCUAGUCUGGGAGUCAGCGAUGAUGUCGCAGCGGCAUUGAUCGAGUCGAUUAGUUCAUUGGGUGGCAUUGUUUCUGCUUCGAGUGCAGGCACGAAUGUGAACGGCAAGGAGACACUACACGCGCUACUGCUCGCUCUAGGCGUGUUGCUGUACGGCGCUCCUGCAGAUGAUAUGCUUUGGGAUCUGUGUCGUGCGAUGGAGGUCAGAGAGUGUUUGGCUCAAAUGGCGAAGAAUCCAUUAUUCAAGGGAGAGAGCUUGUUGAAGGAAGUGGGUGAGGAGUUGCUGGGUAAAGGGGCAUUUUAGUCUUCUGGGUUUGAUUGUGUGACGGAGUUGGUGAAUUCUUUGGGCAAUCAAUGAAUAGAUGAAGAUAUGUAGAGAGGGAAAGACAGCGCUGGCGUAAGGGGUGGCAUUGCACAUGUAAACUGGGUAGAACCAUGCAACUAGCAAGACGUCUCGACAUUGAUCGUUUCAGACCAGAUGCCUGAUCGUGACAAUUACGAAAAUUAACAAGAGAA